This is a messenger RNA of Oldenlandia corymbosa var. corymbosa, 2708 nucleotides long. The record is from the annotation of a GenBank genome assembly. NCBI's taxonomy places the organism in Eukaryota, Viridiplantae, Streptophyta, Magnoliopsida, Gentianales, Rubiaceae.
GGGCCAUUGGGAUGCUCUCAAUUAGUGGCGUACCAUGCAAAAUGGUCAAGAAACCCAAUGGUUCACAAACAUAUAUGCAAAGUUAAUGGCUGGGAAACAUGCAAAGUGUUGGAUUCCAAGUGCAUUUGCACUUGUGAUAAGGGAGUAUCUGGCCUCACCCAAUUCUAGCCAAUCAUGCGCAAUCUUUUUAUUGUUUCUGAUCACCCUUUUGAUUUCACUCCCUCAAAUUGCACUCAUUUCUUAUCUCUCCAAAAAAAAAUCCCAAAAUUUUUUUAGCCCACAACACAAACACACAAAAAGACCCCAUACCAUAUGGAAAACAAACAAACUAAACAAGAGGCGUUUUUUUCCUCUCCCAUUUUUGUUUCUUCACAAACACACACACAGUGGGAAGCCCUUUCUGGCUCUUUUAUUCUGUGCUUUUUGAUUGGUUAAUUAAUGGCUGCGAAUUAUUUCAACUCCAUUCAUCACCACCACAAUCACCACCGUCUGCGGAGGCGCCACUCUAUCGACUGCCCACCCACCACCGCUACAAACUCUUCAUUUUUCAGCCUAAAACCGGCCAGAAAAUCAAACAAUUCUCUUUCUCGUUCAAUUUUAACCACAUUUUCACUGUCCUCCACUUCUUCUUCUUCUGCCUCCACUUCAAUUUCAAGUACUUCCCAGCAACCUGCCAUCAAUUUCGACCUUCUCCAACAACAUUUAUCGGCUCAAAACUUCCGGGAAGCCGACGAAGAAACCCGAAGGCUCCUAAUCGUUUUGGCAGGGGAAGCAGCCCAGAAAAGGGGUUACGUGUUUUUCUCCGAAGUUCAAUUCAUCUCAGAAACUGAUCUCAGAACAAUCGACGAGCUCUGGAGGAAAUACAGCGACAACAAAUUCGGGUACAGUGUGCAGAAGAAGGCGUGGAAUAAAGUGAACAAAAACUUCAGUAAUUUCUUCAUCAAAGUUGGAUGGAUGAAGAAAUUGGACACGGAGGUUGAGCAGUACAAUUACAGGUCGUUCCCGACUGAAUUCAUGUGGGAAAACAGUGAGGAAACUCCUCAAGGGCAUUUGCCAUUGACAAAUGCUCUGAGAGGGACCCAAUUGCUCAACGCCAUUCUAAGCCAUCCUGCUUUUGAAGGUGGUAAUGAUGAUGAAGAAGAUCAAAUUGGAAUAGUGGGCAGUGAUAAUGGUGGGCUGAAAAGUAGUAGAAACAAUGGUAAGCUGCCAUUGAACAAAAGAGUGUUCAAAACAGAUUACACUUUCUAGAUUUUGCCAAAUUCGUGUGUGUGUGUGUGUGUGUGUGUGUGUUUUACCCAAAUUGGAAUGAAAUUGGUGAAUAUAGGGAUGAAAAAAAAACCCCCUUAAUUUUUGUCAAUUAAAUUGGUAUUUGUUUAUAUUGUUGAAUUUUAUAUAGAAAAGCAUUGAUAACAUCGAUUGACUGAAAACUUUGAUCUUUCUUCCGUUUUCACUUGCUUUGUUCUGUUCCUCCUCUUUUUUUUCUUUUUCUUUUUCGGGAGAGUAUUUAAUAUUUAUUAUAUCAUCCAACAAGAACUCUUAAUUGUAAACGUUGUAGGUUCACAUCUAUAGAAGGAAAUGAAAACGUUGUUACGUUACCCUUUCAGGAUGGUUCUUUUCAGUUCCUCGAAUGUUAUAUAAAAUGGUCAUCAAUUGUAACGGAAAUGAUGGUAGCGGAAAUGAUUAAUUAUUUCAAAAUUAUUAUUAAUAUUUUUCGGGAUUUCUAAUUCAAAAUUUUCAAUCACAAAUUUCUAAUUCUGAUUCACUCUUGGAUUUAUACUUCACAAUUUUUAACUGUGUCUAUUGUACUAUAUCAUAUCCAACUGCAGUAUUACACAUUUCUCAUCUAAUAGGAUACUGGCAAUUUAGUCUUCAAGUGUUUGACAAGUUGUUUUACAUUGAUAUGCCCCAUAAAAACUCUUUUGACAUAUUUUCUAUAAGAAAAACUCUUUGUACUUUUUUAAGUUUAAUAAAAAUAAUACGUUUGGUCUAGAUAAAGGCAAAGUAAAAAUAAGAUGGUUCUUUUAGAAAUAAAUGAAUGUCAAAAAUUGUUAAAGACAUUCACCCACCGAAUGUUUACAUUAAUGUAAAAGAAGAAAAUUGAACAUUGUUGUCUGUCACAUAUGCCAAUAAAUAGAAAUGCUUAAGCAAUGAAAAUUUUCCACCGAAUGAAUCAUUUUCUCCUUCCUCUUUCAUUUGGUUUACGAAGUAAAAAUUACUCCGCUUUAUUUUCUUCUUAAAUCUUACAAUUAAUCUCAUUAUAUAUAAUCUAUUAGAAAGUAAUUAUAUUAAAGUCUUUAGUAGAGAAGUUAAAAUAUCAUCACUAAAAUAAUUAAUUAAUACCUUGUUUUAAAUCAUUGUAUUUAGACCCUAGUUUUAUAACACGUUAUCAGCGCGACGUUUCUGCAAUCCACAAAGGUAUAAAUUUCUUAUCCAAUUUAUACAUUUCAUAUGAAUGGUUCUAUAAGACCUCCUAAUUUAUAUUUAAAUCAUUUAAUUUUUUGCAAUUUAUUUAAAGACUUGUCCUUGCUCAAGUCAUGAGUUUUAUGUUUAGAGUGGGAUGCUUUAAUAUCUCCCUACGUAAAUACUUAUAACUUACAUUCUUGUGAGAUGACUUCAUAUAUCCCUAAUGCAUUUAUUUUUCAUAUCUUUAUUUAUAUUGUUACCGUGGGAUGUUUUUCUAUGUCCCCAUAUACUAUAUCUGAUUUAUA